UUGGAGUUAAUGGAUCUAGAAGAACCCCAAGACUCAGAGAGUUCAGAAAAAUCAGAACCUUUCUCACGGCAAGAAGAAGAGGAGGAGGAGGAGGAAGAGGAGGAGGAAGAAAAGACAGGCCUUCUUAAUCCUCUCUUACAACCUGUUCUCACAGGGGAUGUAGAAGGUUUGCAGAAGAUUUUUGAGGAUCCAGAGAACCCUCUCUAUGACCAGGCUAUACAGCUCCUCUUGGAAAAAGACAUUGUUGGAAGAAAUUUGUUGUAUGCAGCUUGCAUGGCUGGGCAGAGUGAAGUGAUUAGAGUUUUGGCAAAAUAUGGCGUGGAUCUGAAUGACAACACAGCCAGAGGUUAUACACCCUUACACUGUGCUGCCGCCUGGGGUCGUCUGGAAACAUUGAAAGUGCUUGUGGUGGAACUGGAUGUUGAUAUAGAAGCUCUGAACUUCCGGCAAGAGCUAGCUCGAGACGUUGCUGCUCGGUAUUCCCAGACUGAGUGCGUUGAAUUCCUGGACUGGGCAGCUGCAAGGCUGGCUCUGAAAAGAUAUAUCGCAAAGGUCUCUGCCACUCUUACAGAAUCAGAAAAGGGACCAGGGAGACUCUUCAAAGAAGACAAGAAUAACAUCCUCACUGCAUGCCGUAUAAGAAGUGAGUGGUUGGAAACCCAAUUGGAAGCUUCGAUUGAUGAGAUUUUUGAGCAGAAACAACAAUUGGAAGAUAUUGUGACUCCUAUCUUCACAAAAAUGGCCACACCACGUCAAGUGAGAAGUGCCAAAUCUGUACAUGCCCUUGACCGGAAUCGAACCCAGGACCCCUCAGCCCGUAGGCUGACGCUCUAUCCACAAAGCCAAACCGGUUAGGGUGAAAGAAAAUAUUUUUUAAAAACCACAUUUAUUUGUUUUUUCUUAUAAGUUUCUCUUCUUUGUCUCACCCUGAAAGCUAGUUUUUAUGAUAGAGGCGAAGGAAAAGAAUAAGCAAUUCAGCAAUUCCAUCGCAGCUGUGGUUUUGAGGUAACACUAUUUUAAACUUGUCUCUCAAAUGUUAAAAUUUUGAGAUCUUUCUUAUGUCUGAGCGAUUCAGUGGCCUUAAGCAAAAGGACAGGCAGUACCCCUUACUCCCGUCUUCAGUAGAUGCCGCGGGCGUUUGGGGAGGAAUAGAGAGCAGGACCUCUGUGUUUGCUCUGUUCUCUCCCGUCUGUGUGUUGUGAGAAGUCCAUUACCUUUAAGCACUGCCGUAAAUUGGGACAAGGCCUGGGGCCAUGUUUGCUCUCUCUAAUUCUCCGUCUCUGAGCCUUGCUCUUGAAUAUGACAUUGCUCUCCAGGCAUAU
Myotis daubentonii (Daubenton's bat) is the source of this 1322-nucleotide messenger RNA. RefSeq names its product ankyrin repeat domain 45 (gene ANKRD45). Bases 10 to 855 code for a protein of 281 amino acids. NCBI's taxonomy places the organism in Eukaryota, Metazoa, Chordata, Mammalia, Chiroptera, Vespertilionidae. The record is from RefSeq and is a predicted model, not a curated record. Gene Ontology annotation, molecular function: protein binding. The transcript has 7 exons.